This is a messenger RNA of Cinara cedri, 23845 nucleotides long. The record is from the annotation of a GenBank genome assembly. Lineage: Eukaryota; Metazoa; Arthropoda; Insecta; Hemiptera; Aphididae.
CCGUCAUACCAUAACAACACGGACACGCCGCAGCCGCCAUUAUUUUUGUCUCUCGUAGCUUGGUGAACCGUUGACAUUAUUUCUACCGUGUUGUCUUUUUUUUUUUUAAAAAGUUUUUUUUUGUAUUUAUAUAUGAAGAAACAGAUGGAUAGUGAAUGGAAGUAUGAGAUAGACGAUCUCGUUUGGUGAGUGGUUUAAUGUUGUGUCGCUGUGUCGUGGCCGUUACCGCGUACAGUACACGACUAAUUCGGAAAAGAGCGCAAUUGUUAAUAUGUGGUUUUGUUUACAGGGCAAAAAUGAAGGGUUUUCCUCCGUGGCCCGGACGCGUGAGUAUAAUAUUGUAAUAUCUACCGCACACUGUUAAUGUUUGAUCAUUUCAAACCAACUGAUUUUUGGAUUAUUAUAGUUUCCAUAAUAGUACAAAAUUGUAUCGUAACUUUUUUUUUGUACUUUGAUAACGCGGGACUAAGACUGCUAAUAUACUAUGUUUUUAUUCCCUAUUGUUGAUUUGAUUCGGUUAAUUUUACUGCUAAUCAGAUGUCUACUGUAUUAAUGUAACAUAAAUUUUGCAAGCAUGUUUAAGGAGUAUUAGGGAUUUACCCUCCAAUUUUGAAAAUAGAUAUUGCAUUUAAGGAUCAUCACAUACUAGUUCUACAUUAUGUUGCAAAUCCCCCCCCUAAAAACAAAAAAUGAAACUUCCCCUAUAUAACUGCUAAAUUUGUAUAUAUUAAUUUACAAACUGUCCAUUGUUUCUAUACCUAAUACGUAUAACUAAUUUUUGGCAAUAUGCAUAAUUUUUUAUUAUAAUUAACCUAAUCUUACCUUUAAUAUUUUUCAAUAUUGUCAUUUCCCCAAAUUUUUGAAUUUGUAAUGAUUUUGCAAACAUAUCUAAAUCGUAGUUAGGUUGGAAAAUACAAUUCGGAGCAUUUAUUUUUUAAGGUCCAAUAAAAGUUACUAAAUAGUGAUCACAGUUAAUGAAUUUUUAUUUGUACAUAUAAUAAAUUUGUUGGUAUUUAUUUAUUAUAGGUAACUGAACCCACUGACUUGUUAAGACGAUUCUUGAGGAAAAAUUGUAGAUGCAUAUUCUUUUUUGGAAGUGAAAAUUAGUAAGUUAUAUUCUAAAAUUUGUUGGUAACUUUAAUUAUUUAAUGUAUUUUUCAAUAUAUCAUACAUUGCUAAUCAUCACUUCCAUGGCUCAAAAUUAUGUUUGUUUUGUUUUUCUUUUUAAGAAAUUGCUUUGAAUAUUGAUACAUAUUUUGAACAUUCUUGGAAAGAAUAAUCUUUAUUUUGCUCGUGAUAAUGGAGUAUUCCAAAAGCACCUAUCUCUAAAUGAUAAUAUAAAAUCAUCACCUAUCUUGAUCUUUUUCUUUCUCUUGUAAAAUUUCAUAAAUUGAAUUACGUGGUUUUGCCAUGGAAGUGACGUAAUAUUACAACUUAAAUUAUUUUAUACAAUUUUGAAUUUAAUAAUUAUUUUGUAGAUUGUUAAAUAAACUAUUCAUAUAAGUAAUAAUAUUUAGUAACAAUUAACAUUGUAAAUUGCAAACAAUUUUUUUUAGUGCAUGGAUUGAGACUGGUUGUUUAAAACCAUACUUUCCAUUUAAGGACGCAUUAACUUAUGGUUGUAAGACGCCAACCUUUAAGGAGGCUUGUAGGGCUAUUGAAGAGUUUGUUGAAUCCAGAGACCCAAGUUAUGUAGAAGUGAGUUAUUUUUUUAAAUUUAUUUUUUGUUUAAAGUCUUAAUUAAUUUGUUUUUAUUAUAUUAUUUAAGGCUCAAAAAAAUAAUGGUGUAGUAUCUGAAACUGAGUUACGUUUUGAAACUCUUGUUGCAAAUGAAACUCCAAAAGUGUCUAAAAGGAAAUCUGUAAGUGUGAAAUUUAAUAGUUGUUAAUUAAUCAGUAAACUAAUGUAGUUUUAUAUGUUCAUUGCUGCUUCUGAAUCAACAAUGGCUGAGCAUCUAACCUAACCUUAAAAAUAAUCUAUAAAAACCUAACCUAGAAAAUUUAAAAACCAAGACAAAUAUCUAAAAUGCUGCAUAAUAUGCAUUAUGCUCAAUAGAAUUAGUUAAGGUAUUGAUGAGAAUAAUUAAUAUACUAUUUAUUUACACUAUUUGUGAGAAGAAUUAAAGGUAAUUAAAAAUACUGAAAUGUGACCAUAAGUGUCAUGACAAAGAAACUACCCUUAAUUUAAGUGAAGUUUAAAUAAUAAUAAUUAUUAUUAUUAUUCCAUUGUUUAUAUGAAUGUUCUAAAUUUUUAAUUGUGUACAAUAAUUUUUUCUGUAAAUAUAUUUAUAGUAUUAUUAUAUUAUUACUAUAAUAAUAAAAAAUUAAAAUAAUUUAUGAAAGUGAUUAGUAUUUGAUUAAGUAUAAACCAUUAGUAUUUUAGAUUCAGAGUGCAUGAUUACUGCAUUUUGUUUAUUGUUUUGGUUCGAACUUCCAUUAAUCUUGUUCAUCAACUUUUCUAAAACUAAAUCUAGUUUGUUCAGUUAAAGAAGUAAUUUUACUGUUUUUCUUGUAGUUUUCUAAAUUUUGGGCAAAACAAGUUAUUGUUUUAAUUUUUUUUUUUUGUAACUUAUUUUAUUGCAAAUGGGUAUACUUACAUUUAUGUUCUAUUUAGACGUAAUAUUUGAAUUUAAAAAAUAUGCAAUUUCUGUGUUUUUAUUCAUGUAAUUAGUAAUCACUAAUUUUUAUUAUUUUUUUAUAUAUAUAAAAAAAAAAACUCAAUUAGGAUUUUCGUAGUUUUCUAUAUUUAGUUCCAAGUGGUUUUCAUAAUAAUUGGAAAAAUCUGGAACAAAUAGGCUGAAUUAAAACUGUAAUUGCAGUAGAAAAGUUCUCUUGUCAUUUCUUGAUUAAAGAACAUUUUUGACUUAAAAGAAUCAAUAAUACAAAAUUUAAAAUAAUGAAACUUUGAUUAUUUUUAAGUUUAUAUUCACAUAUAUUUAUCUUUUCAUGUAGGUAUUAGUGAAUUUAUAAUUGUAUGUAAUUCACCACAAAUUCUGGAUUUUCAUGUUUUCUGUGGCAAAAUUUUAAAUUGUAUGUGUACAUGUAUAAUAAGCAACUCUAGUUAUAACAGUUAUUACAUAAAGUGCUCAACAAACAUUUAUAUUGGUCAGAUUUUAGUUAGCAUAAGUAUUUUAAUUUUAAUGAUAACAAGUAUUUUAAAUAUUUAGAAUUUUAUCAUAAAUAGAAUUUUAAUACCCAGAAAAAAAUAUUGUAAGAACCUUCAAUACUAUCCAAAAAUUACACAAUUGUUUAUUAUAUUUAUAAGUGAUAAUAUGUUAACAAUUUAAAAAAUGCAUGUAUAUAAAAUAUUACAUCUAUUAAAUUAAUAUUUUAUAAUUAAAAAAGAAGUUUUAAUUUAAUCUAUUGUUUUCAGGCAUCUCAACGUCGUAUUUCUACAGUAAGCUCACCAUCUGGAUCAACACCUAAGAAACGUAAUAACAACAAAUCACAAUUUGGUGAAUCGUCAUCUGCUUCUAACUCAGAUGACACAAAUGGACGAUUAAAACGAGCACGCCAUAAUUCUUCUGGCGACAAGGAUAUACUUACAAAUCUUGGAUUAAUAAACAACCACUUGGGUACACAACGAAAAAAUACUUUGUUGGAUAGACCUGAAGUUACAAUGGCGGUAACUAAAUAAUUAAUUAGCUUUGUUAUAAAUACUAAAUUACAAUUAAAUGAUUUCAGGAAACUACUCCUAUAGACAUGUCAAAGAUUUCUAAAUCUUUAUUGAACAAGAAUAUUUCUCCAUCCGUAAUGACAUUUGGAUUUAUUGGGUUGGGUAACAUGGGAUCUGGAAUUGUUAAAAAUCUAAUGAGCUCUGGGCAUUCAGUGGUUUUAUGGAAUCGAUCUCGGGAGAAGGUAAAUAUUUUUUUAUUAAACAAUAUGUUUAAAAACAAUAUGAUGAUUAUGGUGAAGAUAUAUAUGUUUUUAUUUUUUAACAAAAUGCAUCCAAAUAGUUAUUUUGGGCCUAUACACACACAAUAUUGAUGAUUAUAAAAUUAAUUUACUGUCAAUCUAUAUUAAUCAGGUUAACCACCAUGCAAUUUUUUUUCAAGAUCUCUUUAAUUAUUAAUCUUACCUCUGACACUUGAUUGUGUUUUAAUAGGUUUGCAUAACAUAGUCAAUAUAUUGAAUCAGAAUUGAUCAAAUGUAUAUUUGUGCGUGCUUCUGGAUAUAUUUAAUAAAACAUUUUUUCUAGCUAACAGAUAUUAAUUGGAUGUGCAAAUAAUAAUUUAAAUGUAUUAAUUCUUAAAUAAAUAUUUACUUUAAUCUUGGAUUAUAAUGUUAAAUAAAAUAAUCUUCAAAAAUUAUUAAAUUAAGUGGUUUCAAUGCUAAAAAUAACUUGAAUUAAUUCCUAAAUAACAUACCAUAAUAUUGCAGUUAAAAAUUUGUUUUUAAAUUCUCAGAAAAAUGUUGAAUACAUUUAUUUCACUAUAUUUUGUUUUUGUCUAUAAAUAACUUUUCUAUCUAUAAUUUUGCUUUAUCAAUCUCAGGGGUGGUUCUUGAUGGAAAAUUAAGUUUCUCCAUAUUAGUAGUGAUGUUUUAAUUUUCUUUUAUAAGUAAUUAAGUUUUAUUUAUAAUUGGAAAAACAGUAAAAUCUAUUUUAUCCGAGUUGAACUUUAUCACUCAGUUUUGCAGGAUGUAUCUUGUCAUAACAUAGCCUGGCUAAACAAAAAUUUUAGUUGAAAACUCUUUAUAAGUAUUUGAUUCAUGAUUAAGGUGAUAUUGUAAAUUAUAAUAAGGGGUUUAUAGUGUUAUGUUCAUAGAUGUUUACAUGUGAUGGUAUGUCAUAUCUUUGUGUUUAAUAUUUAUAAUUUCAUAAUAAAAAUAAUGUGUUUGAGUGUUUUGUAAUAUGCCUAGUUGAGUGGGAUAGGCUAUAUAAUCAGGCUUUGUAAGUAAACGAAUAAGGCCAUAAAAGGCUUGGCAAUUUGUUUAAGUAAAAUGAUCCAGGUUGGUCAGCAAGUUUAUAUUUCUGUUAGGCUUGUGCUUAAUAUAUACAGUAUAACUUGUUUAAGACUCUUUUUAAGGAAGUAGCUCAAAAGCGCUUUAUGCAGAAAUUGAAAAAAAAGUUUUGGUUUUUUAUAACCUUUAUUUAUUAAACAUAAUUAGGUAGAUGAUACACUUAUACAUAUAUACAUAUGAUUAUAAUUUUUAUUAUUUUAAUUACAUUAAUGCAUAUUAAACAGAUUUUGUCAAUUACCUUCAUUUGAAAAGAAAGUUUUUUUUGCCUGCUUCAGAUUCUGAAUGUAUGUUGUGGAAAGGGUACCUAUACAAAAUGUUCAACUAUAUACUACAUUACACCACUAAUACUCACUAUUCCUUAAUACAAUGAGUAAAAUAAAAAUCAAACAAUAAAUAUGAUAAAUACUCGUAAACAAGUUAUACUAUCCUCUCAUUAUUUUAUUUAUUUCUCAUUAAUUUCUAAUUAAAAAUUCCUCAUUAAAUAUAGAAAAAUUGAGUGUUUUAUUUUGUGAUUUUUACAUUGAUUAAUAUAGGACAUGGUUAGGAACCUGUGGAAAACAGUAUCUUAUGAAAGUGUCUUACGUGAGUUUUAUUAUAUAUGACUUUGUUCAGUGCUUUAGUAUCUUGAUAAUAUAAAUAAAAUUAAUUUUGCAUUUUAUAGACAUGAUAAAAUUUUAGCCAUUUUGUUGCCUUUUUUCAACAGAUUCUCUGUGGUAAUUAUCGUGAGCUCAUUUAUAGUCCAUAAAUAUAAGUAAAAUCUUAUCAAUAGAUGACGUGUAAUCAAAUCUAAUAACAAUAUGCUUUGGUGAAAGGAAAUAUUUUUGUUUUGUUCAAGGAAUUGACCAGUGUAAACUUACUUGACUUUCAUCUAGAAAAGUAAACCAUUAUGUGAUUUUCAGGAGUUUGUCAUAUUUGUGGCUAACUAUUUUAGGUGUUCUUGAUUUGUCCUUUUCAUAAAUCUGCAUAUUUCCCUUAAUUUAUCAUCUUAACUGUUGUGUUGUUCAGUUAAUAACAUUUACCUAAGUACCUGAAUAUUAUAUCAUUUUUCAUCUAAAUUAAAAUUUAUUUCUUUUGUGGGUAAAAUUGUCGUUCAACUCUGCGUUUCUUAAACUAUUUUAUCCAUGGAACCCUUUUUGCCUUUUACCCUUUUUUAGGUUAUUUGCAAAAAAAAUUAUAUUUAUUUCAUAUAAUAAUAUUGUGUUAAAGAUAUGUUCAAAUAAAAAUAAUAUUUUAAUAAUAAUUACUUUAAUUAGACUAAAUAUAAAUAUUAAUGAGAUGAUUGAAAUUGCUGUUUAUUAUUACAAAUAUUUUUAAUAUUGGGCUUUAUUGAUGUUGAAGUUGAUGAAGUUGUAAUAUCAUAUUAGGUUCAGCUUCAAGUCUGUUGCAGGAUUUUGUUUUUGUGGAUACAUAAGUAGAGAACCGCAUCACACAUAUAAGCGGUUGCAAAUGGUAAAAGUGCCAACAUGGCUUUUUGUGACAAUUGAGGAUACUCCUCUUUUGAAUUGCACCAAAAUUCUGCUAAUGGCAUCGAUUUAAAUUUUUUUUGCAGCGAUGAAUCAGAUAUCAUUUUAAUAAAAGUUUUAUAUUCUUUUUCUAACAUAGUUGAAGGUCGUGUAUUGGCAAUAAAUAGAUUUUUAAUCCACAAUUCAUUUUUAUAUUUCACCUGUUGGUCAUUUUGAAAAUACUGGUUGAAUCCUUCACUUAAUCCAGUGAGGUGCUGAAUAAUUUCCUUAAUGGAAACCUCAAUUAUUUUGACCCCUUCAUCUUCCGAAAAUUAUUUAAUUAUUGGAAAGCAAUCAAACUCGUUGGAGCUCUUACAAAUUUUUCAAAAAUUGUAACUUUCUUAAAAGCGUUAAUUUUUUCAUGAGCAGUAAAAACAGUUACUUGUUUGUCCUGAAGUGUGAAAUUAAGCUCAUUGAUCUUUGUAAAUAAAAUCGCUUAAAUAGGCAAUUUUAAGUAGCCACAUUUGAUCACAAAAUCAAUUUUUUAAUUCGAAAUUGUGUUCUAAAAAAAAGGGGACGUACCUCGUCCCUUAAUUUAAAAAUAUGAGUUAGUAUGUUUCCUUGACAUAACCACCUGACCUCAGAGAAGAAAAGUAUGUACACUUUCCAUGUCCUCACAUAGAAUUUUGAAGAAGCCGAGAUUUUAUGAAGUUUAUGAUUUUUACGACCUCAUUAAGAGCUUUCUUAAAAUUGGUAGAUUACUUUUUUGCAGCGUGUGCCUGUCUAUGUAUCAUACAGUGGCUACUAGACCAGUUGUUGGUAAUAUUUUUAAUACGCUGUACAGCUCCAUUAAUUAUACUAUUCAUAGCCUAUACUCCAUUGGUACAAAUAUCAAUGUAGUUUUCCCAUGGUAUUUUAUUUUCUUUAAGAAGCGAAUGUAGAAGACCAAAUAUUUCAACUCCCGUAGUACGUGUUUAGUAGAGAUUUGCAUAAAAAAAGAUCCCCCAACAAUGUGCUUUCAUGCUGAUACCUAACAAUGACAAUUAAUAUUGCAAGCCCAGCCAUAUCGGUAAACUUAUCCAUUUAUAAUGCAAAAUUUGCACGAUUUUGAGAUGAAAAUUAAGUUCAUUAUAUAUAUAUAUCAGCUGCUAAAGCAUUGAUACAAUUAGCUACCGUGUCAUUCGAUAGUGGGAUUUUAGAUAUUUCUUUUGCCAAUUUUUCAUCUAACAUAUAUUUUACCAUUUCCAUAGUACAAGGUUUUAUAAAACUUUCAGCAAAUGUGUAAGCUUUUACCGCGUUGAGACAUAUGAUAGCUAACUAAAUAAGAAGCCUCGGUUGCUUUUUCAUUCACGGUUUUUAUGGUUUGAAUCAUACAGUUUAUUAUAUAGUUCUUCACGUUUUCGAAUAAAGAAUUCUACAUUUUAGCUGAAGCUAUAGAACUUUGCUGCAAAUAAAGCACUGAGGAUUAUAAUUAUUAUUCAUAAAUCCUAAUGAUAUGUGACUUUCAUCAUACUUCCCACAUUUUUUAGUUACUUGCCUAAAACCUUUUGGGGUGAUUUCAUUUGUAUCAUUCUCAUCAUUACCAUAAUUAUCAUAUUGAGUUUGAUACAAAACAUUCAGGUUCUGGAGUAGAACGCUUUAGAGUCCCUUUUUUGAGCCAUCUCCAUAUUGCAACACAAUAAAAUUAUAACAAAACGCACAAUAUCGUACAAAACACAGUGGACUGUUGUAUUGAAUCUUUGAAACUAUUUUAUUUGUUUAUCUGUUUUUCAAAAGUUCACAUUAUCGCAAACGGUCGUGACCAAUCAGUAUUUUUAUUAAUAACAUACAAAUAUUAUUUCUAUACAUAAAUAAUAAUAAAUAUUACUAUACAUUACUAGUACCUAUGUACUUAUAUUUUUUUCGUUAUCAACAGUUUCUCAUAAGUUUACGCUAUCGCAGACUGGCAUAAUUUAUUAUUAUUUUUAUCAACAACGUUCAAAUUUUAUUUCUGUAUACUGUAUAAACACUAUUAGCACGCAAUACAUUCUAGAAGUAUAAAGGUAGGCUAUUCCAUAUUAAAUAUAGUGUAUACAAAUUUUUUUUUUCUACAUUGCAACAAUCUUUUUCCCCACUACUAAUCUUUAGUUAGACGUUUUAAAGUAAUUUUCUUGAUUAUUAUGAAAAAAAUGACUUAAAGCUUCGUGGAACACAGUUUAAGAAACGCUGGUCUAACCGAACAAAAACUAUUAAAAAUUUAAAACUUGAUAUGAAACUCAAAUUAUAACUUAGUGGAAAUAGAUAUCUAUGUAAAAGAUAUAGAAAACAGUAUCUGUUUCUUUUUUUUUUCAGAGUGUUUUAAGAUCAAAUUUUGAUGAAAAAUUGUGUUUUAUUCUAUUUUCAGUUGAAUUAAUAUCUUACUCGUGCACGUGCACUAUUUGCAAUUGUGUUUCUCAUUAAUCGUGUAUUUAUUAUAUAAUAUUAACUUAUUAUUGCUUUUUCUAUGAUGUCCUAAACACUUACCUUUCUUAACCAUUAUAUUAAAAUGCUACGCAUCAUUUGCUCAGAUAUGUGUCUAAAUAUGAUUUUGUUUGGAUGUUUUUGAAAUUAGGUGAUGGAUAAUGUGUUUAGUAAAUACCGUAUGGGGAAUACAGAUUUAUUUUUCUCUUAAGAUGGUAAAAAUGCUUCAAUUUAGUCAUUGCAGUGUUUCUAAAACAAAAAUUUUACCUAUCAUAACCUAAUUUGUUUUUACUUGAAUAUGAAAUCAUUUUUCUUCAGUAAAAUAAGAAGAUAUUUGUCUUACUAUUAGUGUCCAUAUCUAUAAGCAGACCUAUAAUUGGGUUUCAAAGUAGCUUACUUUAUGUUACAUUAUUAUUAUAUUAUAAUUGUAAACUUUGAUAGGGGUUUUUUUUUUCUGAGAACGAUUUUAUAAAUUAAUUUUUAAAAUUCAAAUUUAUUUCAUGCUAAUAGUAAAUUGAUUAGAAAAUUAUCGAAUUAGUAACUAUUUAAAAACAUUUUUUUUAAUUCCUAAAUAUUCAAUAAACAUAAGUUAUUACAUUGAUUAAAUAAUAAUAAAAAUGAAUAGUCAGUUGUGGUACUGUUGAUCUUGUCAGUGCUUUCGUUAUCGCUAUCUUCAUCUUAGUCAAUUUAAAUUUGUUAUUAGAUGUUAAAAUAGAUCUUGUUCAGUAUAAAUUCUGCAUUUUCCUGUUUUUAUUUAUUGCUUCUAUUGUCUCUUUUAAUAACUGACCUAUUGGAAUAAUUAGACAUCACCAGGGUUCAUAAUUUAGUUAUAUAAAAGGUUGUUAAAGCGUAAAACCAAUAUGCUCUUAAGAAUAUUUAGAAAUAUACAAAUAAAAUAUGUAUGCACAUGAUAAUAAUAGGGUUGUAAUUAUAGGAUUUUCCAUAUCGAUAUGAUGACAGUCAUACUGAAUUGCAGCAGACAAUAAUAGAAACAAAAGUAUGAAAUAUUCAAGACUAUUUAAAUUAUUCUUAUUAUUAAGUAUAUUUUGAAAGCUAUGGUACUGAAAUACACAAUAUAAAUCUUUGUAUAUAGCUUCUUGACUUCCUGAAAAAAUGUAUAGCUCACAUAGGUGUUCAAAAUCACUAAAAAAAAAAAUAAUUCAAAUGCAAGUUAUAGGCCUUGGUCGUCAUCAUCAUCGAUGCGAAUUACAUUCGGUUUAGCGAAUUAAAUUUGACAUUUUGUGAUAUUAUACCAAAUAAAUAUGUAUUAAAAGCAGUAUAUAAAAAAAUUGUAUUCAUUUUGUUAAAACUUAAGUCAGCAGUUGUAUUGAGCUAUAGUGCCUAGUAAUAUCAACACGGAGAAAACAAUAGCAAAUCAAAUUAAACAUUCUUUUUUUGUUGUAUAUUUUAAUUAUGUUUCUAAAUUAACUUUUAAAGAGCUGUUACUUGUCAAUAGGAGUACUUCACUUUAAAUUUAUAAAUAUAUUUCUUUUCUUAAGUACCCUACUACAGUUAGCAAUGACAAGAUAAUAAAUAAUAUAAAGUAAUUUACUUUAAAACACCCUGUGUAAGUCUGCUUAUAGUGAUGGACACUAAAAUUUAAAAAAAAAAUAAUGAUUUCAUAUUCAGGUAAGUAAAAACAAAAUUCUAUUUGAAAUAUUGAGAUGUCUUAUUCAACAUUAUUUCACACAGUUACAAGCAUGAGUAGUCUAGAAUUCUGCUGAUUCGUAGGAGACAAGUACUUAAGUAGACACUUCAUAAAUCAUUGAGCGACUACAGAAUCCAUAAUCGUAAUUCAUAUUACUGAAAAUGUUUCCUAUCUUUUUCAGACAACUGCUUAUCAUAUUUUGUUUACUAUCUACUACCAUUAAGCUGUUCUGAUUGAAUGUAAACUCCACUAUAUUAUUUCCUAUAUUAUCUUUAAUUAUAACUCACAUACUAAACUGAAUUGUCCGUAAAAAAUAAUAUUAAAAUCAACAAUAUUACCAAUAAAAGAAAUAUGAUUGUUGUACCAUUGGUAUAACACAAAUUCAUCAAUAAAACCAUAAGUAUUCUGAAGGUAAAUAUGAAUUAUUUAUUACACUGUUGGAAGUUUUCUGGCAUAUAAUUUCUUGGGUGGGUAUUCACAAAAUGGUAACACAGGUUCAUAAAGUAGAUACAGAUUAUAGACUUUAAUGGUCAAGUCUUUUAGAAAAUUUGAAUAAUCAGCAAAAAAAAAAAAUGGUCAAAUUUUUUUUUUUUAGAAUCUUUAAUUUUGAAUAAGAUAUGUGUUUUCAUUCAAAUAUAUUUUAAUAAGUCUAGAAGGAGUUUUUGAGAAAAACUUGUGUAUUUUGCAUAAUUCGUAAUACCUACCUAUCUCACUUCUCGUGGUAUGAUUUCAAUUUUCAUUUGUAAAUUUACUUGAUAAAUGAAAUAAAACUAAAGUAAAUAUGGUUUUAGAAAAGUAAAUUAUUGUAUACUAUGCAAAAUGGUCAGAAAAAAAAAUCCCCAAAACAACUAUACUAUCAAUAAUAAUAAUAUUUAUAAAAAGUUAACAGACAUAUCUAAUUCAAUUUUAUUUAUAUUAAUUAUCUUCUAAUCAUAGUCAUCUGUAUGGAAUUUUAGUCUAUAGAUUACAAAAUAAACAAUUGAUUUUAGAUACUUGGCAAAUAAUAUAGCUAUGCAAGCUUCCAUUGAGAGAGUAAAUAGCACAGUUAUAUUUUACAAAUUUCUUUUUUGGAAUAUUUACUGUUAUGUUUGCAAUCUAUAGACAAAAUACCGUACGGAUGACAAUGAUUAUUAUUACGGCGAUUAUUAAUAUAAAUAAAAUUGAAUUAGGUAUGUCCGUAAGCUUUUUUUAAAUAUUAUUAUUGAUAGUAUAAUUAUUUUGGAGAUAUUUUUUCGGAUUUCCAUUUUGCAUAGUACAGCAAAAAUUCCAAGAAAAAAAUUGUUUAAUAUAACUAUGCUUAUUUACUCUCUCUAAAGAAGCUUGCAUAGCUAUAAUUUUAUUUGCCAAAUAUCUAAAAUCAGUUGUUUAGAGUGAUAAAUAGUGGAAUUGGAAAAAUACAUUAGAUAAAAAUUAUUUAGACAUAUUUGGUAUCUACACGUUAUUAGUUACUGCAUAGGUAUUAGAGUUAGUACUUCUUCAGUUCCUGUUAAGUAAUUUUGAUCUGUGCGAUUGAAACUAUGGAAAUAAUUCCCGUAAGGAAAAAAUAAAAUGUGUUUUAUGGUUAUACCUUACAUAAACCAAAAUAUUGCAAGUUUUUUAUUAGAUGGGAAGUAUUCAAUUUUUUUUUUAUACAUAUAAUUUUGACAGUAUAGUUGCUUUGGGGAUUUAUUUGUAGGAAUUUUUUUCCUGGGUAUUCAUGCAAAAUACAUUCACCAAUUUAUAUGAUGGUGGUUAAAAUGCAUUUUUCAACUAUUAACAGCAUUUGUCAAAAAAAUAUUGCUAGUCUUUGUUGGAAAAUAAAGUAAUUUUUCAACUAGUUAAAAGUUCUUAUGCAUAUUCAUUAAAUGAAAAUGAAUAUAUGUUACUUUACAUUGUAAAUUAAGUAUUAUGUGAUUACUGAAUGAUUUUUAUAUGUUAUAACAACAGUUAUCUACUAAGGUUGGAACUGUCGGUGUAAGUAUUGAACUAAAAGUGCUAGUAGUAGUUGAGUUUAUUUUUCCAUAUGAAUUUUAAAGACAGUAUCAUAAAAACAGUUGCUUCUAUCAAAAAAAAAAAAAAUACUAACAUUUCACCUUAAAAUUAAAAUAACUAAGAAAAAAACUACCACAUAACGAUAUUAUUUGUUCUUAUUUUAUAGUUUGAUGAAAGGUCAAUUCACUAUAAUAUUAAAACUUAACACCACAGAGUUGUCCCUACUGAACAAAAAAUUACUUAUGCCAUGCUGUUGUAUGACGGAAACUGUAAAUACAGCUAUGGCAUCAUACAACAAAUAAAACUACAGUAUGUUAAAGCAGGACCAACUACUACCGCAACUGUUAAUUCACCAUUCAUGACACUGACAGUUGUUGUAAUGUAUAUACAGCAUAGCACUGACUUUAGUAGAUAACCAUGAUUAAAACAUUAAAGAAAAUGAAAUAUAACUUAUCAUUCAUGAUACUUAUAUUCAUUUGGUAAUAUAGGUUAAAACAGUUUAUUCAGUUUAUUGGUAGAUUUUAUUUGAGGUAUUUAUUUGAUUCCUUAUUGAUCAAUAAUGUAUGUAAAACAAGUUAUUAAUUCAAUAAAACUUAUUGAAAUUGUAAUAGGUGUUUAAAAUUUCAUCAUCAAAUUCUUUGGAUUAAAAAGCAAACUUAAUUUAUAAAAGUUGAAUUAACUAUUUAAUUCCCAAUGUAUCCUUAUGUAUAUAAUAAUAAUAAUAAUAAUUAUUAUUAUUAAAACUGCACAUAAUUGCUUUCUAUAACUCAUUGAAUAGUUCUCUUAAAUUGUAAAUAUGAUAUAUCAUUUAAAUUAGUUUACAUCAAUUAUUGCCAAUUGUUAAUCCAUUAUAUGAAAAGAAAAAAAAAAAUUAAAAUACUAAUUAUUCGUACUAAUAGAACUAAAAUCAUAAAUUAAAAUCACCAUUUGAUGUGAGAAAUCUAUUUUAUUUUUAUUAAAGUGAGGUACUUUAGGAAGGUCAUUUUUUGAUUUUCCCAGUAGUUUUCUCAAUAAAUAGGGAAAAAUGGGAAAAUAGAUUCAUCCAUCAUACUUUCAGAAUUGGCCUUUAAGAGGAUAGGUGAGAGAAGAACACUACCUUCUCAAACUCCUUUUAUAAUUUGCACUUAGAUGUUUCCCAAUUUAUCAAGAUUACUACCUUUUUGAUUUAAAUGUAAACUUUUAAUCAAAUUUACAAUUCUAUUAGGGAAUUGUUUUCGUUUGGACCUAACCUAACACCUAGAAUAUUUUUCCAACUAACUAUCAAAGGCUUUUUCUUAAUCUAUGAAGCAUAUAUAUAAAGCUCUUUUUUGUUCUAACAUUCUUUCCGCCAUAAACUGUAAUGUUCCUAUUGCAUCUCUGGUGCCUAUAUUUUGGUCGAAAUCAAAUUGGGUGUUUAAAAUAUUCUCUUCUAUUUGUGCAUCUAUUUCUUCUUUAAUUUAAUUUAGUCAUUAUUUUAUAAUUUUCGUAUUUGAAACUUAAAUUAACUGCAAAACUAGUUGAUUUCGUAUAUAUUAUCUAAAUUUAAUCAUAUAAAAAAUUGAAAAAUAUUAUAUUACAUGACUAUACAGUCAUGUAAUAUACCUACAUCAAUUUCAUCUUUCUGGAUUUUCAUCUAACUGACUAAUCUUUUGCGUAAUACACACAUGGUAUUAUGUAAAUAUUACCAUAUUUAUAAAUACUGCUGCAGAUUUAAAUAUUUGUCCAGUUUUUUUGACUGACCAUAUAGUUUAGAGAACAGAUUAAAAUAUGGGUCAUAUUUUUAUUUUUUAUUUUAAUAAAAUAGAUGUGUUAUUUAGAAAACUUUACCUACAUUUGUUGUUUCAUUUCUACUAACAGACAACAGCGAAAACAUGCUUCUAUUCUAUUGCCUAAUUUUGGUUACCGAGUAAAAACCACAUAGUAUAGGGAGAAGACGAGGUAAUGUGUUUUUUCAUUAAAAUCUCAACAUUCUUAAAUUAAUGUAACUUAGAAAAAAAAAAAAAAAUUACGUAUUGUCUUUCCCUCUGGAGUAUUUUCUAUUUUUAAUUUUAUAAAAUGUGUUUUUACUCUAAAACCAAAUCGAGAAAAUCUUGUGCCCUGUAGACAUUUUUUCCCUAUGUUUCCCAUUAGUUAUGCUGAUGAGAUAUCCCAAUAUAUGAUUGUGGUGUCUUCAUAGUACAGUGAUGACAAACAGAGGGCUGAGAUUUUAAAUUUUUACUUUUUGGUUAAUAGAAAAUUAUAUUAUAUUGUAGGUACAGUGAUUUAAAUGAGAAAAGAAUAUAAAGUAUAAACAAUCUGAUAGGGUCUUUCAGUGGUUUCAACUUAAUAGUAAAUAAAUAAACCCCUACCCUAUUUAUGGACAAAUUUCAAAAUUUCUUAGAAAGUAUUGUAUUAUUAUAAUAAUUAAAUGUUAAUAUUGUAAAAUUAUAUCACGUUAAGAGUAAAGUUAGUAACAGUUAAUGGUUGAUAGAUAAGUACUUGAUGAUUAGAAAUAAAGAAAAGAGGGAUAACUUGUUAGACAAUAAAAUGGCUUUGUUUUCUUUUAAAUUGUUAAUGUGUGUGUUUUUAAAUUUGUAACUAAUACAAUUUUAAUGAUUUUUUUACUAUAAUAUGAGAAGAAAAUUUAAAUAAAUAUAUAUAUAGGAAAUUGUAAAAUUUGAACUUAAAUUAAAUAUGUAUUAAUACUAAGUUGACCUACAUUUAGGGAAUUUUAUAAUGGUUCAAAUAUUGUCUUGUCAAACUCUCGAAUUAUGUAUAACUUAAGUGUUAAGUGAUGGAAUUGUGUUAGAAAUAAAAAAUAAAAAUGUAUUAUUUUAUUUCAACAUUUACAUAGAUUAAGUAACAAUACAUAAAUGUUAUUUUAUUUUAUAAUAAUAAAAUCACUUUCAUUAUGUGUUUGAUAUAUAAAAUACUUUAAUAAAAUUAUUAAAAAUACAUUUAUUUACAAUUUUUAUAAUCUACUCAAUUAAGGUAAUUGGUUUUUCAUUACCUGUUGACAAAUGAUUUUUUAACAUUUACAUUUAAAACUAAACAUCUUGUGGAAAGGUUUUUGUAUUUUCUAUGGUUCCUAUUUCAGCUUCUGCUGGUUGGCUCUGUUUUUUGAUACAAUUCAGUCUGAAAAAUUGUACAUAAUAUAAAGUUUUUUAACCGGUGAUAUUAUAUAAUAACUAACCUUAUUAAUAGUAGUUUGAAUGCACAGCAUAGUAUGGUGAGCAUUAAGAAUCCCAAUGCUGAUAUUAUUCCUAAUAACAGGGCAUUGAUCUUGAUAUUGAAAAAUACCCUACUGUCCAGAUGUAUUUCUAUAGUCUUUGAAUCAUUUCCAUAUUUAUUUGAUACAUAGCAGGUAUAAUUACCAAUAUUGGUUCUCAACAUACGUAAAAUAUUUAAAGACCCAUUUUUUUCUGUUAAAAGUGAUUGACUAACUAUUUGGUUAAGAUCCCAAUUAUGCACAUUAGGGUGGUUUGAUAUAUUUCUAUCAGCUUCUUUAUUUUCAUGAAAUGUCAAACCCCCUGGCACUAACCAUGUUACGGCUGGAUAUGGAUUUCCAUAAACCAUACAAUUAAUAAUUCCCUUUUUAGUUAGUUGUAAUGUACUUGAACCACUUACAUGAUAUAUCUGUGGCGGGCAAUCAAGUUUUUUCAAGUUCUCAAUAAAUUGAGUAUAUCCUCUAUAGCCAACAACAUUAUUUGUUUCAUUGGUAAACCAUUGGCUAAACCAUCCAUUAUGACAAUUUGGUUGAAUUUCCGUUUCAAACAUUUGCACACUUUUUAGGUUUUUGAGAAAAACUAUAUUAGAAGGAAAAAACUGUAUUGUAUUACAGUUAUUGAGUUGUAUUGUUUCAAUGUUGGAAGCUGAACUAAUAAAAUCAUUGUCGAUUAAUUUUAAGUCUUUGCAGUUAUUAAGUAAAAUUCUAGUUAAAUAUUUAUGUUCGCCGAAGGCACUUUUUUUUAUAUUUUCAAUUUUACUGUUUUCAAUACUUAAAUAUUCCAAUUUAUCCAAAUUAGACAUUGCGUUAUCAUCUAAAGUUUUAAAAUUUGGAUUGCCUAUGCUUAUGUUUUUCAGAUUGAUGGUUUCUUUAAAUACAUUUUUUGAGAUUGAAUGAAAAAUAUUGUUUUCUAUCUUUAGUGUUUCUAAUAAAUUUAAAUGUAAAAAUAAAUUGUCUGAUAAAAUUUGCAGCUGGUUGUUAGACAAGUCUACAUACUCUAAUUGUGGACAGUUAUCAAAUACGCCAUCUGCUAGUUCAGAAAUGUUGUUCUUAGAUAAAUCCAAAUACUUCAGAUUGUUGUGAUGCAAAACUUCCACAUUGGUUAUUUUGCUCGAUAUCCAUGUAAUGCUUUGUAAAUUUUUUCCAUUAUUAAACGUGUUUCUGUUUAUGACUAUAUUUGGCCCUAUUGAUUUCACAUCUACAAAGUGUACUAUCAUAGUAUCAUUAGGCAAGAUAAACUGCAGAUCACUUGUAAAUUCUGAACACGAUACAUUAUUAUUGUUGCAAAUACACUUCUGGUUGUUAUAACAAAUAGUCGUGAUAUCCAGUGUAUUUAUAAGCUUAUGAAGAAUUAUUGUUGUGAAAAGUAUCGUAAAAGAAUACAUUUCAAGUUAUCUGAAACAUAAGCAAUUGAAUGCUUAAUAUAAUGUCUUAAUAUAUUUUAAUAAAUUGGGUGUUAAUACUUCGUUAAUUGUUGUCCGUGCUCACUCAUACGAACUUUUUUUUAUAAUCGUGGUUUAUAUUAUUACAAAACUCAUUAUAACAAUUCUCGUAAUUACCUUUUUAUUUUGUGUGUGUGACCAGUGUCUUUUGGAUCUCAUUGGUUUCGGAUUGUUGUAACGUUUUCCCCGGUAUAUAAAUCAAACGAACGGUUAUUUAUGAUUAUCGAGUCGCCAACCAUUUGGAACGGAAAACGAAUAGAUUUAAAUGGCUACUAACGUUUCACGGUUAAUGGUAAUACCGAAUAGCGUAACGUCAUUUCACUAAACUCUCGGAUCUCGUUACCUCCCUCCCGUAGAAACUUGAUAGUGGGGUAUAUUUUUUUAUGUACCCAGUGCUGCCAAUAUAUACAGUUUGACAUGUCUCCUCCUCGAGUCUUGUGUGUCGUUCGCAGUGUUACACGUUUUUGGGAUAACCGUGAUUCAGUUCGUGACAAGUUGACAAUAACGAUGGGGCGGCCAAUGGCGCUAAAGUACAAUAGUCAUUAUAGUGUAGUAUAAUUAAUAGGUUUUGGAUUUUUAUUGUAACAGUAAUAUGUAUGUAUUUAUGGACUAAAAAUCAUAAAUUAUGCAUUAUCAGUAUUUAAAAACACCAAAAUGUGUACUCAAAAAAUUUAAUUUAGCUUAAGUAUUUAAUUUUUAUAGAUUGUUAUUUUUAUUUAUUAAUUUUUUAAUUUGUUAAAAUUGUAUACUUUUUUCAUUUAUAUUUCUUUAAUUAUUUAAAUUGUUUCUAGAAAACGUUUAAAAGUACUGAAAUAUGUAUUUAUAUUUUUAAAAUAGGCAUUUUAAAUACAAAACAUAAAACACAAAUAAAUAUGCGAAAUAAAAAUAGUAUUAUUUGAUUGAACAUGAAUCAAAUUUGUCUGCAUUAAAUUGGACAAACAGAAAAAAUAUGCAAUUUCAUACAUAUUUAAACCCUAAUAAUUAAUAAUUAUACUAUGAUAUUAUAAUAAUAUUUAUGAGGUUUAGUAAAACUAAUGAUUAAUUGUUGUAUAAUCCCAACAAGUGUAUACAUUGAUAUUUAUACGAAUAUAUUACAAAUAAAAAUUAAAUUAUUUUAGGUAUUUUUUAUCUUUUAAAAAUACAUUAUAAAGGGUGUUCACUGUGAUUUUUAUUUUAGAGCUUAAAAUUAGAGUUCACUUAAAAUAGUUAUUUUAAAAUUAAGUAACAAUUUGGUAUCCAAAUUUUUGUUAUUUAAAAAAAUCACAUUAAAACUAUAGAUCAGAAUAUUCCGACUUUCAUCCCAUAAUUUAAAAAAAAAAAACCAAAAAAAAAUUUUAAAAUAUUGAUAUUAUUCUAAAAAGUUGUGUAUCAUUGCCACAGUUUCUUAGUAAUAGCUAUUAUAUUUAUUUCUAUAGAAAAUGUGAUAUUACUGAAUAACAUAACGGGGAGUAACUUGAUUUAUGUGCUGUUGAUAUAAAUGUAUGUUGCAUUAAAAUGUUUUGAAAUCUUUUACAUGAUUAUUAUUUUGAAAAUUUAGUGGUUUAUAUAUAUAUAUAUUUUUUUCCUUUUGUAAGUAGGAGAUACAAAUAAACCUUUAAUUAUUCUCUAAAUAGGAAAUUAAAAAAAAAUCUGGGACACUGUAUGUAGUAAUGUAAUCUUUGAAACAUGAGGUUUGUUAUUUUUAUUAUUCCAAAUACAUAUCGUUUCUAUUAAUUAGUUAAAUAUUAACAACAAUAACAUACAAACCUCUGUCAAAGUCUGAUUUAUAAUACCAUUAUACCAUAUUAGGUAAUUAUGUAUAUAAUAGGUUUUACUGCCUGUAUUAUUAGUAUUCUGUUAUAAAAUAAAUUAUAUUGAAUUUUGUUAUUUUUAAUUCUAUAGAAUUUAGUAAAAGUGAGUUUAAGAAACCUUUUUGACAUCCAAUGGUAUCCAUAGUACAUUAAUUUAUUUUUACUAAUGUUCACUAUACAAUUAAUUAUGGCAUUAUAGUCUUAAAACUAAUUUUUAACAAUACACUUAAAACAUCAGUUAAGAAUUAUUUUGUCAUUUAUUUGGUACAUUAAUUAUUAGUAUUUUGACCAUUAUUACCUAAUCUUCUAUAAAUAUUUUGUUUUUUAUAACAUAAUUUGUAUAAAUAAUUUUAUCCAUUCAGUGAUUACAUUGUUUCUACUAUUUUUAUUAAUCAUGUAAAACAACUUGUUUUUAUAGUAUAAUUGCAUUGCUUUAAUUAUAGUGACUUCUUAAAAGUGCCUAUCAACUUACAAAAAGUGUAUUUAUCUGUUAACAACUAAUUGGUAAUUUGUAUUGUUAUUUAUUGAUUUUAGAGAAAAUCAUGUAUAAAUCAAAAGCAUAUUUAAAGCAAUAUAAAAAAAUCAAGUGUUUUGAUCAUUUUGUUUGUGUAAUAUCUACAGAAUUAUUCAGUAAAUAAUUAAUAUGUUUAUAAUAAUUGUAGCUUUUAAAAUAGUUUUUAUUUUUAUGUUUCAUUUUAUAAAUUCCGUGACAAUAUUGGUUGUUAUGUCAGUUGAUAAUGAUGUAAUCUAUUAUUUAUCUUAAUAUAAUAACUGUGUUGACAGAUGAAUAAUUGGAUAAUAAAAAAUUAAUAGGUACUAUAAUAAUAUUAAUAAAAUUAUUUAGAAAUAUUUAUGUUUUACUAAUGUUUAUUUUAUUAUGUUAUGGUAGUCAAUUUAAUGUGUUCUAAAUUAUAAUAACAUCUUAUUCAGAACUAUGAAACUGCAAAUUUGAUUAUAAUUCAUACAUUGUUUUAUUGUUAUAUUAUUUUAAUGUAUAUUUUUUUAUUUUACAGUGUGAACAAUUUGAACAAAUUGGUGCUACUUAUGCAUUAACUCCAUCUGAUGUAGUUACUGAAUCGGAUAUAAUAUUUUCUUGUGUUUCCGAUCCACAAGUUGCUAAAGAUGUAAGUAUUUUUACAUAAUUAGUAUUAUUUAUUUUUUUGAUUAAUUAUGGUUAUUUUUGUAGUUGGUAUUUGGAAAUUGUGGAAUACUUGCUGAAAUAAAGGAAGGGAAAUCAUUUGUGGAAAUGAGUGGUAUUGAUCCAGAAACAUCUCACGAUAUUAAUGAGGUAUAUAGGUUUACUUUAAAAUUACUUUUGCUUGUUUUUACAAGUACUGCUCAUUAAUAACCUCAUUGCAUUCAUUAUUUUGACGUUUGUUGAUACAUUUUAUUAAUGCAUUUUUUCCUAGUAAUAAAUUAAAGACUUCAAAACUUUUACAGCUUAUAUGUUUCAUGUCCAAUGUCCAAGGGUUUUUUGGGUGUUUUCAGGUUGUUUUAAUGUAGAUCUAUAAAUAUGUUUUGUUCAAUACUUUUAUUUAUUUGAUUUGUGUCCAUAAUUUAUUAUAUAUAUAUUUGUUUUAAUUUGUAAUACACAUCACAGCAUACAUAUUUCAUACUUAAGCAGACACUAUAUUUUAAAGAAUAUAAUAUUCUAUUGACUAUAAUUUGACAAAAUAUUCCCUUCAACACUAACACACAGAUUGACAUACUGUCAUGGACAAAAAAAAUAGUGGAUAUAAUAUAAUUGCCAACCAAUUUUUAAACUAUCAAAUUUGAUUCCCAGUAUUGUAUAAUUGUUAUACAAUAAGUUUAAUGUUAUUCAUUCUUUCUUUUAGGCUGUUACAGAAAAGCAAGGUCGUUAUAUGGAAGCUAUGAUCCAAGGAAGUAAAACUGAAGCAGAAUCUGGGAAUUUAGUUUGUAUGGCUGCUGGAAAUAAAGAAUUAUUUGACGAUUGUCAGUCAGUAUUUUGUGCCAUCGCUAAAAAUUCAUUUUUUUUAGGUAGAACCACUAUUUUGAUAAAUAAUGUAUUUUUUUUUCUGUUGGAUUACAAUGACAGUGUUAAUAUUAUUAUUUACUUUCUAGGUGAGAUUGGGGCAGCCACUAAGAUGAAUUUGGUUUUAAAUACGAUCAAAGCCGUAUCUAUUGCAGGAUUGGCUGAAGGCAUGGCUUUAGCUGAUAGAGCUGGUAUACCAGCAAAAGAUGUGAUAGAUAUUUUAGGAAUGACGUCAUUGAAAUGCCCACUAUUGCUAGAAAAAGGAACAGGUAUUCAUUAUAAUGUGACUUAUUGAUUUUAUAUUUCGAUUAAAACAAUUUUUUUUUUAAUUAGCGAUGAUGGAUAACAAUUUCCAAACACAUCAUGCUUUAAAACAUCUACAAAAGGAUUUAAGUUUAUCGCUAAAUUGGUCAGACAUGUUAGAACAACCGUGUCCAGUUUCAGCAACUGUUAAUGAAGUCUUCAAACAUGCAAAACGUCUAGGGUAUAGUGACCACGACACCAGUUCAAUUUAUGUUAGAGCCAAAUUUUGAUUUAUUUUUUUUUAUAUAUAUACAUAUACCCUUAAAUUUGUCUUCUUUUUUUCCAUUACAACACUUGAAAACAUAAUUUUUUCAAUAACAAAUGAUUGUAGGAUAUUAAUUUAACAUUUUUAUUUAAUAACCAAAAUAUUGUACAUAUAGAACUGUGAAUAUAUUUUUGCAUCCAUCCCAUAAUUAUCAUUAAUAUAAUACAAAACUAAUAACCAUAUACAACUUGACUUAAGCUUAAAUAGAUCUAAGUUUAACAUAUUAUAAUAAUUAAUUGUUUGUAUAUAUAUAUAUACACACGUAUAUGAAUGUAUUAAUUUGUUUACAAUUAUUUAUGAUAAUCGUGAUUAUAUUUAAAGACAAUAGAAAAAAAGAAAGUAACCUAACAUUAAAUUUGUUUUAUUUUUAUAAAAAUUUAAAAUAUUUGUAACAAAAAAAACAUGAUGUAUUUACAAAUUAUAAUAUUAUAUAAUACUUGAAUAUUAAAAAAAUUAGUGGGUUAAGUUGAAUAUAUAUUAUAUUUAAUUAUAAAAAUUUAAAAAAUAAAUACAUGCUAAAAAUUAAUUUUAAGGGUUAAUUUGUAUACUUGUAAAUAAUAACCUGGUUUUUAAGCAUAAUUGGUAGAUUACUGGUUUAAGUAUUACAAUUAAUUAUUUAUAGAUCAAUGUAAAUUAUUUUAUUAUUAUUAUUAUUAUUAUUAUUUUAUUAUUAUUAUUAUUAUUACUACUUUAUAAUAUAGAGAUAUAUUUUUUUCUAGUUCAUACAUCUUCAAAAUAAACCAGAAAACCGUAGAUGAACCUUAGAAAUAUUAAAUAAGUAUGUAAAGUAAUAUAUUUAUCUGGUAUUUUUAAGUCAUAAAUCAAUAAAUUAGAUUUCUUAUUUUAUUAUUUAAAACAAAUAUUCUAUUUAAAUGAAUGGUUUUAUUUUUCUUGGUAUGAAAAGAAAAUUAAUAAUUUUUAUUAUAAUGAAAUCAUUACAAAAUAAAUUCAAAUAUUUUGACUUACGUCACAUCUUGCCUGAUUAUUUUUACAAUUUUAUUACGAAUUAGGAAACAAAUCUUAAUUAUAUAAUACCAUUUAUCCACAUGGUUCCAAAAUUAAGUAGUUAAUUAACAUGUGAGAAAAAAUAAUUAUAAGUUGUUCGUGAUAAUAGUAUUUAACUACAACAUUUUACAUAUUUUGAAUAAUAUAAUUGGAUUUUGUAUUUAUUUUAAUGGAAAGAAGUAUAAUAAUAAAAGUUUAAUAAUAUUUAUAAAUUUAAAAUAUUGAAAUUAAUUGAAAGUGUACUGAUUGGUUUUUUUAAUCACAUACACACACAUAUAUAUAUAUAUAUAAUUGACCAAUAAAUAUAUAUAAAUAGUUUUGAAUUAAUAAAAAGUAUUUUUUCUACAACUGUAAAUGUACACAAAUUGUUUUACCGUUAAUCGUUGACCCAUGGUCAUGCAUUAAAUUGUUAUUAUAUAUUCUGUAUGAAUUUAUGUAUUAAUUUAGUUAUUCUUUUCAGAGGUUCCCUAAAACAUUUAUCUAUUUUUAAUUUCCAAAAAACUCAGUUUCAGUUAGGAAAUAAUUAUGAUUUUAAAAUUGUAUGUAAAUCAUACAUAAGAGAGAACCAUUAUUAUUAACUAUAGAAUUGGGCAAUUCUGUUUUAACAAGGGUAGAUUACAUUAGAGACUUGGAAAUAAUUUUUGUAGAUAAAUUUCCUUUUCUCGGCUCAUUAAUUUAUUAGUAAUACUUUCAAGAUUCUGGGUUUUGUUAAUAGAAUACUAAAGAUUUUAAAAAUAUUAAUCCUUGAAAAAUGUUAAAUUUCUCUCUUGUUAAGUCAAAGUUUGAGUUUGGUCCGCUAACUAUGUGGCUUUUAUUAAUCUUAUUGAAUAUGUUCAAUACAAUUACACUAAAUCCAUCAAUUAUAAAUUAAAUUUUAGUCUAUCUUGGGGUUCUUAUCAUUUACUAUCUUCUCAACUAUGUAUUACAUAUUGGGAUCUCUAAAGAAAAGUUAUUGAUUUAAUGUAUUUAUUUGAUCUGUUUAAUGAAAUGUUAAUUGCCCAAAGUUACUUUCAAUGGUUAACGUUCACACUAUUCAUAUCUGCUUCAGGAUUAAUAAAUUGUUAUAUGUUAAAUUUUUACCAAUAAUUAUAGCUCAGCAUCAUAUUUUCUUCAAGUUUGUUAGCAAAUAAAUUACCAUGUUAUACCAUGUUCUAUGUUUUUUUGUUUUGUCUCGUGAAGUUUUUAAGUAUAAUGUAUAUAAUGCGUUAACUAAUUGUAUGCUGUAAUUUCAUUUUUGUUCUAUUUAUUUAUAUUUUUUUGAUUAUUAUUUCAUGAAUUGUAUUUUUAAUUACUUGUGCUAUUCAUGAUUUUUUUUUUAUUUUGUUAAAGGUUUUUUCACCUGUAUAAUUUAAAAAUGAUUAAUAUUUGAUACAAGGUAAAACUUCUUUAUAAUUAAAAGAAA